Messenger RNA from Nylanderia fulva, 603 nucleotides. Its product is annotated as peptidyl-prolyl cis-trans isomerase NIMA-interacting 4. Gene Ontology annotation, biological process: rRNA processing. The record is from RefSeq and is a predicted model, not a curated record. Gene Ontology annotation, molecular function: peptidyl-prolyl cis-trans isomerase activity; DNA binding. Lineage: Eukaryota; Metazoa; Arthropoda; Insecta; Hymenoptera; Formicidae.
UAGAUUAGAUAAACGCCGGCAUAUUUCCGGGUUGAUGUAACCUAAAAUUACAAACAUAAACAUGCCGCCGAAAAAGAAUGCCGGUGCCACGAAAGGCAGUAAAGGUAGCAGUAAAUCUUCGGAGGAGAGUGGAAAAGCCGAAAAGAAAGGAGGAAAUGCGGUGAAAGUUAGACACAUACUGUGCGAAAAGCAAUCAAAGAUAUUGGAGGCGUUGGAAAAGUUAAAAGCUGGUCAGAAAUUUAAUGAAGUCGCAGCAACAUACAGUGAAGACAAGGCCAGAUCUGGGGGUGAUCUUGGAUGGAUGACACGUGGCUCCAUGGUAGGACCCUUUCAAGAUGCUGCCUUUGCACUGCCAGUUUCUAAUCUGUCAUCUCCAGUUUACACGGAUCCACCGGUGAAAACAAAAUUUGGAUAUCACAUCAUAAUGGUGGAAGGUAAAAAGUAGCUUAAAGUACAUACCUAUUUUUCAAGCACUUGUAAAGCUGUUAUACAUAUUUGAUUAAGUAAAUAUGAUAAAUAUUAUUAGACUUUUUGUAAGAACUUUGUUUAACAUUUGUGAUAUAUAUCUUUUAUUGAUAAAUAUAAUUUUAUCUGGAAUUUAAA